GAAAUGUUAAGCAGAGAGGAAAUGGAAAUUGCAAUAGCAUAGCCAUAGAUGGAAGUACAGUAGAAAAGAAAGAAAUCCCACGUCAAUAUCAGACGGAGAGAAAGUUGAAGCGAAAACUGACACACAAAGUGAGAAAAUCAAGCACACACGCCAUCACCGGCAAACGCAAGCCAAAAACCUAACGCCCAACGCCGUUCGCCGAUUCAACUUCUCUCUCCUGAAUUCGUCGCCACCUUCAACCGAAUCUCCGUUCCUAUUUCGCCACCUCGCCGGCGAUGAGGCCGGGAUUCAUUUGAAUCGAGUCUCGCUAUUUCGAAUUGCGCUGCGAUUCUCAGAAUUUUUUAGAUGAACAUGCCGAAGCCGAACCAGGUCACGGUGAGAGACCUCGUCGAGGAAGCCAAGAAACGGAUCGUCAUCCUCGUCGUAUGCGUCGUCGGACUCUCGUAUAUCAUGUCCUUGACAAGCUCCUCAGUCUGGGUCAAUUUGCCAGCUGCAGCCUCCUUAAUUAUUAUUCUCCGCUAUUUAUCACUAGAUUUUGAGAUGAAGAGAAAAGCUGCAGCAUACAACAAUAAACCAGGCUCCACCAGUCUCCAGUCUUCAAAGAAGCCUAUUGAAAAUCCUAAAGUUAUUGCAAAGUUUGAGUGGAGAACAAAAGUGAAUUCUCCUGUUGUUGAGGAUGCAAUUGAUCACUUCACGAGACAUUUAAUUUCCGAGUGGGUGACAGAUCUUUGGUAUUCUCGCUUAACUCCAGACAAAGAGGGCCCUGAGGAGUUAGUGCAAAUAAUUAAUGGUGUUCUUGGGGAAAUUUCUGGACGCAUGAGAAACAUCAAUUUGAUAGAUUUUUUAAUAAGGGAUCUUAUUCAUCUCAUUUGCACACAUUUGGAGCUGUUUCGUGCUGCCCACUCAAAGAUUGAGAAACAACAUACAGGUUCAUUAACAAUUGAAAGUCGAGACAUGGAACUAAAAGUUGUAUUGGCUGCUGAGAACAAAUUGCAUCCUGCUUUAUUUUCUGCUGAAGCUGAGCAUAAGGUUUUGCAGCAUCUGAUGACUGGUCUUAUGCAUGUUACUUUCAAGUCUGAGGAUUUGCAGUGUUCUUUCUUUCGAUAUGCCGUCAGGGAGCUUCUUGCAUGUGCUGUAAUACGACCUGUAAUAAACUUGGCAAAUCCAAGGUUUAUUAAUGAAAGAAUUGAAUCCGUGGUAAUUAACAAGACCAAGGUUAGCAAUGGGGUUGCCGCAGCUCAAGAGGCAUCUCACAAUAAAGCAGAUGAGUUACAGACUCCAUCUGACUAUUUCUCCAAGAGUUCAGAUCCUUCUGUUACUGGUGUCGAGCUUGUGCAGCUAAGAAAUGGUCAACCCAGAAAUGUGGAGUUGUCUGCACAAAAUAAUGCCCAUGGUAAUAUUGCUAAAGAUCCGUUGCUUUCAGUUGAUGCUCGAUCUUCCCGGACAUGGAACUCAAUGCCUGCAAACUCCCAAACUAAUGAUGACCAGGGUAUUCAACGAAAUCGCUCAGGAGGAGAGUGGGGAGAUAUUUUAGAUGUCAUCUCUCGCCGAAAGACCCAAGCUCUUGCUCCAGAACAUUUUGAGAACGUGUGGACUAAAGGGAAAAAUUACAAGAAAAAGGAUGGUGAGAACCAGCCAAAUGAGCAUCUUUCGCAGCCUCCUGUUGUAGGAAAACUGCCAAAGGUAGAUCAUAUAAAUGCAAUAUCUGGACCCAUAGAAAGAGAUACUAACUCAAAGCUUAUUCCCUCCAAGGGAGGCCAAAUUAAUUCUGGGCUAAGCAGUCAACUCUCUGUUGAAAAUACAUCUAUUCAUGCAGACAAGAAUGGAUCAACUUCAGUUACCUCAUAUAAAGAUGCUGAGCACAGCCACAUUUAUGGGCAGAUGAGUGAUUCAGAGAGCAGUACUUCUUAUACUUCUGAAGAUGAUGAAAGUAGUUGUGUCACUGGUCUUGAUUCCCCUGUCACUAAGGUUUGGGAUGGAAGAAGUAAUAGAAAGCAGGCAGUUUCUUAUGUUCAUCACCCACUUGAAAAUUUUGACAAUCACAGUACAAAGAAAAGGAAUAAGAGCCAUUCUCGCUAUCCAAGAUUAUCCAGAGUUCAUUCUGGCAGUAAAAGGUCUUGGCCAGGUGGUCAUAAAAUACAAACGUGGCAGGAAGUUGAGAGAACAAGUUUUUUAUCUGGAGAUGGUCAAGACAUACUUAAAUCUUCAAAGUCGCAUAUAAAUUCUGAGGAGUCCAGUGAUGAUGCUGAUAUGGAAAGUUUGGGUAGACUAUAUAGUGGAGCAGCUGCCUCCUCUUCCCCAUACUCUAAUUCUAAAUCAGAAUCUUGUAGUUUGUCUGUUAAUCCCCUAAAAAGUUCCUCUGUCGUAGAUUCUUUUUACAAGUUGAGAUGUGAGGUCUUAGGUGCAAAUAUUGUGAAGAGUGGCUCAAAAACCUUUGCUGUUUACUCCAUAUCCGUUACAGAUGUAAAUAAUAACAGUUGGUCAAUUAAAAGAAGGUUUCGUCAUUUUGAAGAGCUACAUCGACGCCUGAAAGAGUUUCCCGAGUAUAAUCUUCAUUUGCCACCAAAACAUUUUCUUUCAACUGGUUUAGAUGUACCAGUCAUUCAAGAGCGGUGCGAAUUACUGGAUAAAUAUUUGAAGAAACUUAUGCAACUACCAACUGUUUCGGAAUCAAUUGAAGUAUGGGACUUUCUCAGCGUGGAUUCUCAGACAUACAUAUUCUCAAAUUCUUUUUCUAUCAUGGAAACAUUAUCAGUUGGCCUUGGUGCCAAGCCAUUUGAGAAGACCAAAAGUGCGUCCAACUUCUCCGCACCUGCAAGUGACCCUGUUCCCUUUCGAAAGGAAAAUUGUAGUUCAGAAAGUAAAGAGGCUGUUUUGCGAGCAAGAAAUAAUGUUGAGGCUGAUGGAUUGAGGUCAAAAGUAAACAGCUUGCCUCUUUCUCUACCAAAAAAGAAUACAAAUGAACCUAGAAAGGCAUAUGAAAAUUCUGGCAGCAAUACAGAUAUUCUAGCAAGGAAGAGUGCACCUUCUCCCAAUAACUUGCAGAAGACAGUGAAAGGAAGGGAUAUUUUAGAUGAGGUUUCUGAAGUGCACCAAGAUACAUCUGAUGCCUUUCCAACAGAGUGGGUGCCACCAAAUUUGAGUGUACCCAUAUUGGAUCUGGUGGAUGUUAUCUUCCAGGUUCAAGAUGGUGGAUGGAUCAGGCGAAAGGCUUUUUGGGUUGCUAAACAAGUCUUACAACUUGGGAUGGGUGAUGCCUUUGAUGACUGGUUGAUAGAGAAAAUUCAACUUCUCCGUAAAGGAUCAGUGAUUGCUUCUGGGGUCAAGCGAGUUGAGCAAAUACUCUGGCCUGAUGGAAUAUUCAUAACCAAGCAUCCAAAUCGAAGACCACCACCACCACCCACUAGUCCAUCUCAGAAUUCACCUCACGGCCAUCAACCUACACCAGUAUCUUCUCCAAGGUUAGAUGAUGAACAGCAACGAGAGGCAGAUCGGCGUGCAAAGUUUGUAUAUGAGCUCAUGAUCGAUCAUGCACCGGCAGCAAUUGUAGGCCUUGUUGGUAGGAAGGAGUAUGAGCAAUGUGCUAGAGAUCUAUAUUUUUUCCUUCAGUCAUCCGUUUGCUUGAAGCAGUUGGCUUUUGACCUCCUGGAGUUGUUGCUGACGUCAGCAUUUUCAGAGCUUGAUAAUGUGUUCAAGCAGCUGCAUGAAGAAAAGCAUAAAUUUGGUGAGUUCAAAACAUAGUAAAUAUUACAAUAUUUUCAAAUGAUGCUCGGAAAAACAAUGUUGUGGAUGUUAUGUCUUCCGAGAUGCAUUUGUCUUGUGAUUGUUCCUGGUUGCCCCUUUGUCUCUGCAACCAGUAUUCUUCUCUUUCUUGCCUACUAAUGAGCUUAAGGCAUUCAAUUUUUCCAUCUACCGAGUCAGGUUUUGUAAUUAAAGGUUGGGGUUUUGAGGCAGCAAUUCUGUAAAUUUUGAGAUUAGUGCAAUUUUUUUAAGAUUCAUUAUUGGCUAAAA
Cajanus cajan (pigeon pea) is the source of this 4011-nucleotide messenger RNA. RefSeq names its product phox (PX) domain-containing protein. The record is from RefSeq and is a predicted model, not a curated record. Gene Ontology annotation, molecular function: phosphatidylinositol binding. NCBI's taxonomy places the organism in Eukaryota, Viridiplantae, Streptophyta, Magnoliopsida, Fabales, Fabaceae.